GAUUGACCUGCGUCCAUCAUUUGCAAGGAAUAGUCCUGCUGCCUCCCCCUCGUCGUCAAACACGAAUCUGAGGGAGUCCCUUUGCCCUUCGUGCCGGUAAAAAGGCGAUAGACUGGAUGAAGAUGGGAACAGUUCGCCUGCCAGGAUAGAAUCCAUGGUGGUGGUCUUCAGUCAAAGCUACACCCAUCGGUUGGCUGGGGAUCCUCUCGAUGGUAUAUGCCUACGCCGUCUUUAUCGGGACGGGGUAUGGGACGAUAUCCCACCCCAGUUCCGAUAGGGAUACGGCAGUCCCCUCGCUCCAGCAGAUCCCACUGAGACCACCUCCAAUUCGGCAACACCUUGUUUCGCCUUUUGCGGUCUUGCCAGAUGGGUUCAUUGGCAACCGCUGAGCUUUGCGAUGCAAAUGCAUCGCUUCUGGCGAAGGGGGAGCUGCGAGUUCUUCAACCAUUGUUUCAAAUGUACGGGCAGUGCCGAGCAUUCUGUGGACCCAUAGUGACGCUGAAGGUGUUCGAGGACAAUGUGUUGGUGAGGGAGGUGCUGGAGGCGCCGGGGGAUGGGCGGGUUCUGGUGGUAGACGGUGGUGGGAGCAUGAGAUGCGCCUUGGUGGGAGGGAACCUGGGGCAAUUAGCCCAGAACAUGGGAUGGGCAGGGAUUGUGGUGAACGGGUGCAUCAGAGAUGCGUAUGAGAUCAAUGGCUGUGACAUCGGGGUCAGAGCGCUGGGAUGCCAUCCCCUCAAAUCGAACAAGAAGGGUCUCGGUGAAAAGCAUGUCACUGUUAACAUCGGGGGCACCAUCAUCCACGAUGGUGAAUGGCUAUAUGCCGAUAGUGACGGCAUUCUUAUUUCCACUAUCGAGCUGUCUCUCUGAUCUUUUUUAUGUGAAUCACCCACUCACUUAUAUAAGUGGACACAGCACGGUAAGGAGUUUAGCUCGUUUCUGCUCUCUCUGCUGAAACAACGACCGACGAUAAUACUAGUAAUAUGUAUGUCCUGUUUUAACUUGUAAAUCUUACCUCCCGUCCCGUUUUUAUGGUUC
Molecule: messenger RNA, 1035 nt
Organism: Musa acuminata AAA Group (dessert banana)
Lineage: Eukaryota; Viridiplantae; Streptophyta; Magnoliopsida; Zingiberales; Musaceae
Product: putative 4-hydroxy-4-methyl-2-oxoglutarate aldolase 3
Exons: 3
Coding region: 367-867 (166 amino acids)
Biological process (GO): regulation of RNA metabolic process
Molecular function (GO): ribonuclease inhibitor activity
Source: RefSeq, a predicted model, not a curated record